GUCAAAACAACCAGUCCCAUGGAAAAACAAAACCCUUCUGAUCAUCAAAUUGGUGCUUUUUCUGUAUCAAUAUUCAAUAUUAAGUUGUUGAAUUGAUCAGAAACAGGUGGUCACCAAUCAUGGCACUGGUUGUAUACUGGUAUGAUUUCAUCUGUUUCGGUAUAGUUGGUACUGCCUUGUUUGGUGCCCUUUACGUGCUAUGGAGGAGGGAAGGGGCCGGACAAUGCCAAGACAAGAAGACCAUGUAUGAGAGCCUAUUAGUUGGCCGGCCGGACAGUGAAUUUUAUGCAGGAGUGUCGACUCCGAGGGGCCAUGUGAGCUCCUCCCAGUUAUGGAGCAGUUGUUGGCGAGGGCUGCACCCUGGCUACCUCCUGGGUAUACGUUUCGUCUCCUUCUCAGUCCUCUGUGGAUUCUCAGCCUGGGACAUUCUUGACUAUGAUGCAUCUGUUUUUGUGUACUACACCGAAUGGACUUUUACACUAGUUAUUGUCUAUUUUGCGAUCGGGACCAUUGUGUCUGCAUAUGGAUGUUUUUUGUACUACUCAAACAAACUUCCUUCUGAUAAUGGGGAAAGGGGAGAAUUUGUAAAGAGGGACGUGGAAGAGAGUAUAUCAACAUAUACUGUCACCUCCAAGGCGAAAGGUAGUAUGGGCACCAUCAAGUUGCAAAGCCACUAUGACCAAGAGGCAAUCCAAGAAAGAGCGGGUUUUUGGGGAUACCUUAUGCAAAUUUUGUAUCAGACUUGUGCAGGUGCUAUUGUCCUGACAGACAUUGUGUUUUGGGUUAUUAUUGUCCCAUUUCUAUCAAUUGCACAUCUUAAAGUGAACUUGUUGAUGGGAUGCUUGCAUACACUAAAUGCUGUUUUUCUUCUUCUUGAUACCUCUGUCAAUAGCCUUCCCUUUCCUUGGUUCCGGGUUUCAUAUUUUGUGCUGUGGACCUGCUGCUAUGUGAUUUUCCAGUGGGUUAUUCAUGCCAUGGGUUUUUCAUGGUGGCCGUACCCUUUUCUGGAGCUUUCAACACCACGGGCACCACUAUGGUAUUGUUCCUUGGCUGUGAUGCACAUCCCCUGUUAUGGACUAUAUUCAUUACUUGUAAAAGCGAAAAAUUCAAUUUUUCCUAUCUUGUUCCCUCAUGCAUUUGUGAGGUGUUAGUUUCUUGUCAUCGAUCUUUGGAUGGCAAUUGUAGGUUGUUUAGUUGAAGGGGGUUAUCUGAUUGUCUAUUCUUGUAUCACACACACAUAUACAAGUCUGGUAUAUCGAAACUUAUUAACGUUGAGGAUUAAUUUUGUUAUAUAAUUGAUACAGUAAUUAUGUUGGUCA
Messenger RNA from Ilex paraguariensis (yerba mate), 1319 nucleotides. The record is from the annotation of a GenBank genome assembly. Lineage: Eukaryota; Viridiplantae; Streptophyta; Magnoliopsida; Aquifoliales; Aquifoliaceae.